AGAUUUCCAUGCUUGCACCUUCCCCGCACCCCGGGCCAGCUCCUGGUGAUCUCCUUCGCAGUUUGCGCCCUCUCUCUCUCUCUCUCAAUUUGCACUGACAAGCUUUCCACAUCAGAUUACAGUUCAGUUCUUCACCCAUGACUGUCGUGACACCGGCCCCUAUAGAUCAAGAUGACGAGGGGAUGCUUGUUCCGCACUCAGAUGUAGCUGACGGCCACCAACCUAUGGAAGUUGUAGCACAAGCUGAAAAUGCUAGUACUCUGGAGAAUCAGCCAGUUGAGGAUCCUCCACCGUCAAGAUUCACAUGGAGAAUUGAGAACUUCUCCAAGUUGAAUACGAGGAAGCACUAUUCAGAUAAUUUCUUAGUCGGUGGUUAUAAAUGGCGUGUGCUAAUUUUUCCCAAGGGAAACAAUGUAGACUAUUUGUCUAUGUAUUUGGAUGUUGCAGAUUCAACAAGUUUGCCAUAUGGGUGGAGUAGAUAUGCACAGUUCAGCUUGGCUGUGACCAAUCAAAUUCAUUACAAGUACGCUGUAAAAAAAGAUACGCAACACCAGUUCAAUGCCCGUGAAGGUGAUUGGGGUUUCACAUCCUUUAUGCCACUUUGCGAUCUCUAUGAUCCUAGUAGAGGGUAUCUUGUGAAUGAUACCCUUGUAGUUGAAGCUGAGGUGGUUGUCCGUAGGGUUGUAGAUUACUGGACUUAUGACUCAAAGAAGGAGACUGGUUUUGUGGGGCUUAAGAAUCAAGGAGCAACAUGUUACAUGAAUUCUCUCCUCCAAACUCUGUAUCAUAUUCCUUACUUUAGGAAGGCUGUAUAUCAUAUGCCCACAACUGAAAAUGACAUGCCAUCUGGAAGCAUUCCUUUGGCUCUGCAGAGCUUAUUCUACAAGCUUCAGUACAGUGACAAUAGUGUUGCAACAAAAGAGCUGACCAAAUCUUUUGGAUGGGACACCUACGAUUCUUUCAUGCAGCAUGAUGUGCAGGAACUAAACAGGGUUCUGUCUGAAAAGCUUGAAGACAAGAUGAAGGGAACUGUUGUGGAGGGUACUAUACAGCAAUUAUUUGAAGGGCACCAUAUGAAUUACCUUGAGUGCAUCAAUGUGGAUUAUAAAUCUACACGAAAGGAGUCAUUUUAUGACCUUCAGCUUGAUGUCAAGGGCUGUCGUGAUGUUUAUGCUUCUUUUGAUAAGUACGUAGAAGUUGAACGUCUGGAAGGUGACAACAAAUAUCAUGCUGAACAAUAUGGAUUGCAGGAUGCUAGGAAGGGUGUAUUGUUCAUUGACUUCCCCCCUGUACUUCAGCUUCAGUUGAAACGGUUUGAAUAUGAUUUUAUGCGGGACACUAUGGUAAAGAUAAAUGAUCGAUACGAGUUUCCUUUGCAACUUGAUCUUGAUUGUGAGAAUGGCAAAUAUUUAUCUCCUGAAGCCAAUAGGACUGUUCGCAAUCUUUACACUCUUCACAGUGUUUUAGUUCACAGUGGUGGGGUGCAUGGUGGACAUUAUUAUGCUUUUAUAAGGCCAACUCUUUCUGAUCACUGGUAUAAGUUUGAUGAUGAAAGAGUGACAAAAGAGGAUAUGAAGAGAGCACUGGAAGAGCAGUAUGGUGGGGAAGAAGAGUUACCACCGACAAAUCCUGGUUUCAACAACACUCCAUUUAAAUUUACAAAAUAUUCAAAUGCCUAUAUGCUGGUGUACAUACGUGAAAGUGACAAGGACAAAAUAAUCUGUAAUGUGGAUGAGAAGGACAUUGCUGUUCAUGUCAGGGAGAGAUUGAAGAAAGAGCAAGAAGAAAAAGAGCACAAAAAGAAAGAAAAAGCGGAGGCCCACCUUUAUACUAUAAUAAAGGUUGCACGAGAUGUUGACCUUGUGGAGCAGAUUGGAGGAGACAUAUAUUUUGAUCUGGUGGAUCAUGAUAAAGUUAGGAGUUUUCGUGUCCAGAAGCAGAUGCCUUUUAGCAUUUUUAAGGAGGAGGUUGCUAAAGAGUUUGGUAUCCCAGUGCAAUUUCAGCGAUUUUGGUUGUGGGCAAAGCGGCAAAACCAUACAUAUCGUCCUAAUCGACCAUUGACAGAGUUAGAGGAAACACAAUCUGUUGGACAACUCAGAGAGGUUUCAAAUAAAAUGCAUAAUGCGGACCUUAAGUUGUUCUUGGAAGUUGAGCUUGGGCCGGAUUUGCGUCCAAUCCCUCCUCCUGAGAAGACUGAGGAAGAUAUCUUACUUUUUUUCAAACUCUAUGAUCCUGAGAGAGAAGAGUUACGUUACGCUGGAAGGCUAUUUGUGAAGAGUAUGGGUAAGCCUGUAGAAAUCUUGACAAAACUAAACGAAAUGACCAGCUUUUCUCCUGAUGAAGAGAUUGAACUUUAUGAGGAAAUAAAGUUUGACCCGAGUGUAAUGUGUGAACCCGUUGACAAGAAAUUCACAUUCCAUGCUAGCCAGCUUGAAGAUGGGGAUAUCAUUUGCUUUCAAAAAUCUGUUCCAGUUGAAAGCGUUGUACAGCUCCGCUAUCCAGAUGUUCCUUCAUUUUUGGAAUAUGUGCAGAAUCGUCAAGUUGUUCACUUUCGGUCCCUCGGAAGAGCCAAGGGGGAUGAUUUCUGUCUGGAGAUGUCAAAGCUCUUUACAUACGAUGAUGUUGUUGAAAGACUAGCUUGCCACCUUGGUUUGGAUGAUCCAUCCAAAAUUAGACUUACAUCUCACAACUGUUACUCCCAGCAACCCAAACCCCAGCCUAUUAGGUACCGGGGAGUGGAUCAUUUGUCAGAUAUGCUAGUCCACUACAAUCAGAGUUCUGAUAUAUUGUACUAUGAAGUGUUGGACAUCCCUUUGCCAGAAUUACAAGGUUUGAAAACUCUGAAAGUGGCAUUUCAUUAUGCUACAAGAGAUGAAGUGGUUAUUCACAGUAUAAGACUUCCAAAACAAAGCACUGUGGGGGAUGUAAUCAACGAUCUUAAAAUGAAGGUUGAACUGUCCCAUCCUAAUGCAGAGCUUAGGCUGCUUGAAGUUUUUUAUCAUAAAAUCUACAAGGUCACAUGUGUGCAGAUUUUUCCACCCAAUGAAAAGAUUGAAAACAUAAACGAUCAAUACUGGACACUUAGGGCAGAAGAGAUUCCAGAAGAAGAGAAAAAUCUUGGGCCACAUGAUCGCCUGAUUCAUGUAUACCACUUCACGAAAGAUACAUCUCAAACCCAGACGCAGAUUCAGAACUUUGGGGAACCUUUUUUCAUGGUCAUCCAUGAAGGUGAUACUCUGGCCGAAAUUAAAGUCCGAAUACAGAAGAAACUGCAGGUUCCAGAUGAGGAGUUCACUAAGUGGAAGUUUGCAUUUCUUUCACUAGAUCGUCCAGAAUACCUUCAGGACUCUGACAUUGUGUCCAGUCGUUUUCAGAGGAGAGAUGUUUAUGGUGCAUGGGAGCAGUACCUUGGGUUAGAGCACUCUGACAGUGCCCCCAAAAGGGCUUAUGCAGCUAAUCAGAGUCGUCAUGCAUUUGAGAAACCUGUAAAAAUCUAUAACUAGGGGAACAAAUUGAAAAAGAACUACUCAGUAUGGCACUGGAAAACUAGGAAACCACUGCACAGUGGAUUGUGAACAUGGGGAAAACAUGAAAAGCAACGAACUCCUCGAAAGCAACAAAUGAAGCUAAUGAUAAGGUGUUGCUUGUGGGGUGUGGGACUUGAUUUUGUUAGCCUUGUAAUUUUCCUUUUCGACGUGAAAUGCAGCUGUAUAUUCAAGUGCUGCAUGAACCCCCUUGAGACUUUUCUGCUUCUGUUUUUCUGUGAAGAUCCCUUUUUGGCGCAGAGAGCGGUCUUCGUCUUCAGUUAAUCUUAAUUCAACAGUAUAUAAAACAAGAUUUUGACUAGCAUUGUAUACAGUCAAAGGGUAUAGUUGGGUGAUUCUUCAUUUUGUUUUUCGCCCCUUGUUUAUUUCCUCUGUUCACUUAGAUACGCUGGGAGAUGGGGGUUAUGUAACAGUUGGUCAUUCACUGCUUUUGGGCAUAUUCUCUUGUUUCGUAAUAGAAACCUGUCAGGCACUUCGGCUCUAACUGUUAUUAUAGAGGGACUCUUAAAUCUUUAUUUAUAGUUUAUUGGCAAUAAAUAGUAAUGGUUAUUGUUUCUGAUA
This is a messenger RNA of Malania oleifera, 4106 nucleotides long. RefSeq names its product ubiquitin C-terminal hydrolase 12-like. Lineage: Eukaryota; Viridiplantae; Streptophyta; Magnoliopsida; Santalales; Ximeniaceae. The coding region runs from base 138 to 3503 and encodes 1121 amino acids. The record is from RefSeq and is a predicted model, not a curated record. The transcript has 32 exons. Gene Ontology annotation, cellular component: nucleus; cytosol. Gene Ontology annotation, molecular function: cysteine-type deubiquitinase activity; cysteine-type endopeptidase activity; protein binding. Gene Ontology annotation, biological process: regulation of protein stability; protein deubiquitination.